This is a messenger RNA of Ostreobium quekettii, 519 nucleotides long. The record is from the annotation of a GenBank genome assembly. NCBI's taxonomy places the organism in Eukaryota, Viridiplantae, Chlorophyta, Ulvophyceae, Bryopsidales, Ostreobiaceae.
AUGGGACGGGGUUCACUGCUUGGGGGCGCCCCGGCUGGACGCAGGAGCAGUCGGACUCGUAAAGUGUCGCAGCACAUGGCGACGGUUGAUGACGGCGUCCAACAGCAGGCCACACAAGCACACUUAGAUGCCCUGGAGAACGACCAUGAGCUUCCAGACAUGGAAGACAGCGAUGGCGAGUUUGUGAUGGAGCUGGAAGAUGAUAUGGAGGGUGGCACAAAGAGGCAGAUGAAGUUUGGCGGGCGGAAGCGGACAACCCGGAGAAUGGUGGCUGAGCGCAAGGGUGCCAAAACCUUUGCAACACUUCUGGAAGAGGCUGAUCUGGACAUGUUGCCUGAGGGCACACCCACCUACUUGACCGCAGCUGCAGGGCCACCGAAAUUGUGCGCCCCCAGAAAAUUCUGCGCUGUCUGUGGCUGUGCAGCGACGUACACAUGCACACGGUGUGGAGCACGCUGCUGUGGCCGCAAUUGCCUUGCCAUCCAUAAAGACACGCGCUGUUUGAAGUUCAUGGCAUAG